UUAUAUACCCCGAGUUAAUGGCAAAGGAAUGCAGCUCCUCUGGGGUGUGCUGGAAUUUUUGUCUCUGGCUGAUCACUCAUCUUGCUUUCUUACCUCACCUCCAUAUCAUCCUUACCCCUUUCCACAUCUCCACCUCUCCACUUGGCCCCACCACUCUGCAAACCCUGAUUCUCCCAUCCCACACAUUCCUUCUCCCUCCCCCUUCUUCCUUACCCAUCUCUACAACAUCCAUGUCUGCUCCCACCCCCUCUCCCUCAGUCCUGGUCGCAGAGGUCAUCAAGUUUUAUUUCCCCAAGAUGGUGGAGAUGCACAAUUAUGUUCCUGCUAACUCUCUCCAGCAGAAGCUGAGCAACUGGGGUCACCUGAACAGGAAGGUGCUGAACAAGUUGAGCUUCUCUGUACCAGAGGACAUGAUGCGCAAGAUUGCACAGUGUGCCCCAGGCGUGGUGGAGCUGGUGCUCAUUCCACUGAGGCAGUGCCUGGAGGAGCAGCAGAGGCGCAGGAAGCAGGGCACCAGCUCCUUACAGGAGCUGGCUCCCCAGGAUGGCACUGACUACAUGGAUGUGGGUUUGUCACAGAAGGCCCGAGGGGAAGGUGCUCCAGACCCCCAGGGAGGGGGGCAGCUCAGGGUGGGCCGGCUGCCUGUGCCCCGGCCUCUGGGGUAUAGCCAGACGCUACAGGGCGACCGAAGCUUCGUCCUCCAGAUUGCUGAAAAGGAGCAGGAGCUGUUGGCCUCGCAAGAGACUGUGCAGCUCCUGCAGAUGAAGGUGAGACGCUUGGAGCACCUGCUCCAGCUCAAGAACGUGCGCAUCGAAGACCUCUCCCGGCGGCUCCAGCAGGCGGAGCGUAAGCAGCGGUGAGCCGGCUGCUCCAAUGAGCCUCUUGGGACAAGAGAGCCUCCCUUCUCUUGGGGUGUGAGUGAGCAUGGUGGGCGGUGGGACAGGAACCCUCCAAGCUGAGCCCCGUGACUGAGCCACCUCCUUCAACUCCAUCUGGGU
Molecule: messenger RNA, 998 nt
Organism: Kogia breviceps (pygmy sperm whale)
Lineage: Eukaryota; Metazoa; Chordata; Mammalia; Artiodactyla; Physeteridae
Source: RefSeq, a predicted model, not a curated record